AUGCUGCUCAACGCUUCCCACAAACUCACCUCGAGCGGUCUCCCGCCAGACUUGUUGGAUGCAUACGUUCGCUAUAAGCGAAGCACGCGCGGUCUACUCACUUGGUUUCAGCAGCGCAGCUCGACACCAGACAAGCCCAUCAAAAGCCUGACCAUCAAAGGCCUCGAAUCAUUGGCGCAGCAAGUCUCUGAGAAACUGGAGUCACUCCCUGAUAUUGUCCACUUCUACUUUCGAGAAGCCAUUGCAGAUAGGAACAGACUCAGCAAGCACUAUCGGACUGAAGUUGACGACACUGCCGACGACGACGAUACUGUUGGACAUGAACAUUUCACGACUCUCCUUGAGAAGAUCUACGGCGACCUUUGCGCCCGAUAUGGCGGCCCGAAAUCCCAGAAGAACGAAAAGCGUAGAUCACAGUCUCCAACAAGCCAAUCGCCCCAGCCGGUCAACCAGUACGAGGGCUUGAUGGUCGAGGAAGCCAAAGACCACGAAGGGCACGACAACAGAGACGCUGAGAUGCUGACUCACUGUACUGCACCUACGGCUGUCCCGUGUCACACCACUCGUAGAGAUACCAACAUCCACCUUGCCGACGAUGAGCUCGGUAAUGCGCUCGAGCGCAUCCAAGACAUCUCCACGUCAAUCGAUGGCUAUUGGGCCGCCGCUGGAAAGGGCAUGAUCUCGUUCGUGGUGGCCUCGUUUAUGACCAAUGCUGCUUUGGCGGCGCUCCGGCAGGUGGCGAACGAAUUGCUCCAGCAUGAUGAAAACCUCAGCAUUUCCGAGUUCUUGAGGGUCUGCAGCUCGUUCCGCAGCUCGUUCGAGGCCGAACUGCGCAAUCAAAAGAUCAUCGGCACCAAUACAUCGUUACUGAGCCGUCUUCAGCAUAUCGAACGGAACCUAUCCAACUGCCGCAAAGACGAUGACCUGUUCUCGCACGAUCCGUCGUGCGCCAGGUGCGGACAUAAUUUUGCCUCGCAGGUGCACUCGAUCGUCUUCAAGGGAGCGGGUGGAAGUCGAUUCAUCUCCUCUGCCAUGAUAGAAAACAUUGUGCAUUUGGUUUCAGGCGAGAUCAUACCACACAAUGCAAUCCUAAGAAGUACGCCUGUCUACUCGGACGUGGCGGCGGAUCUCGUUACAGACACAAACAAUCACAAGCAGUCUUGGGCGGCCGUUCUUGGGCUGAAUCUGUUGACCCAGAGUUACAGAGUCUACCUGCAUCAUGUUAAACAGCCGAAUUUGGUUCCGAAGAGCCGAAUAACUGCACUGAAGCUCGCACAGCAGGUUUGCUCCCAGGUUACAACACUGCUGCAGGACCAAACAUGCUUUCCGUGCCGCUGCUCUCAGACGCUUGGAUGGCACCUGCAGAGUAUGGCACUCGACCUUCAAUGCUAUGCGAGACACAACUGCUGGGACCUUGUUUUCCAGUCACCAUGGGUUGCUGGAAAUCAUGUCCUCGAGAUCCUCGACCUCUGCAACUACUACGGACAUUACCUGCUCAAGUACCGGCACUACGUGGGUGCGAUUGUGCACUCCUACAAUGCUCUCACCAACUUGGGCGGGCUUGACAAUUUGCCCCUGCUCGAGAAGAUCGGCAGCCAGUACCGGGAAACAUUGUUUCCCGGCGGCAACCUGCCAAAGAGCAAUUUUCACGCUUGUUGGGCACGGUACGUCGGGGCGAGGCUGAAGUUCAGGAAGAAUCACAAAGGGAAAAACACGCACGACAAUUGGUGUCUUGCCAUUCCAGCUCAUGCAGCAAAGAUGGCCGCCGGCAUCGGUAUCCCGGACCAUCGUCAAAGGGAUAGAGUCGGCUGCCUGCUCUUCAACAUCAAGCAGCAAGAGUACCACAUCAGUGACGCCCAGUGGGACGAGCUCAACGACUCGUAUGCGAAGGUACAGAGCAUGCGAAAGAACAAAUCCCAAGAAAUCUCUGCCAUGAAGAUGCCAACCUCGAGCGCUCAGAUGGAGAAGCAGAGACUCUUGCCUCUGGCUAUGACGACUCAGGGCUUGUUUGCUGGCUCUGGCAAGACAUUGCCCAAGGCUCGGGUGAACCUCUUUGCGGUGUUUGAGAGAUGUGUGCAGGUGGUCUCAACCAUAUCUGACAAAAUGCAUCAGGAAGAGCAUCUCGGCAAGGGUGACUACUGCAUUUGCUUCGCCAACGAGCUGUUGAACGCAGCAGAUCGCAUUGUUAAGGGCAGGCGGUUCGGGAAGCUUGCAGCGUGGAAGGAGCAUGAACGCAAGCUCGUCAAUGACACCAAGGACGCAAUUUUGGCGGCAUUUGGCAAUGUGAAAGAGGAAGAGCUGUUGUGGGAUGUUUGA
Molecule: messenger RNA, 2316 nt
Organism: Cladophialophora carrionii CBS 160.54
Lineage: Eukaryota; Fungi; Ascomycota; Eurotiomycetes; Chaetothyriales; Herpotrichiellaceae
Exons: 3
Coding region: 1-2316 (771 amino acids)
Source: RefSeq, a predicted model, not a curated record